Propithecus coquereli (Coquerel's sifaka) is the source of this 1121-nucleotide messenger RNA. RefSeq lists its product as uncharacterized. The annotation marks the transcript as partial. NCBI's taxonomy places the organism in Eukaryota, Metazoa, Chordata, Mammalia, Primates, Indriidae. The transcript has 3 exons. The record is from RefSeq and is a predicted model, not a curated record.
UGUUUUCUUCCCCCCAGCUGGAGAGACAGGGGACCCUGCUUGUUGAAUACGAAGCUCCCCUAGUCACAGGCCCAAAGCUACCAGCUCGGCAGCAGAGUGUGGUCUUAGAAGAAGACGUUGUUCGGCUCUCACCAUCUGUGGGAUAUGCAUUGCACCCGGGGGACAAGGUGCUCGCACCCUGGGAGCCAGACCGACAGCGAUAUGGCCCUGGCACUGUUGUCCUGGGCUUGGAGGCGAGAGACCCCCAGAGAGCAUCAAAGGAAGAAGAAAUCACUGUUCACUUCUGGAAUGGCCGAACAGCUAAAGUGCCUCUAGGUGAGGUCCAGUGGGUGCCCCCCACUGUCUGGAAGAAGGCUGUGGAGAGGCUGCACAAGCCUUUCACUAGGAAGCACCCCAGUCCCCUCUGCAGGGCCCCUUGCUGCUCUCUGCUGGGGCCGGCCGCUGGAUGCAUCGCCAAUGGGCUUCUUCUGGGCACUCCGUCCCUGCGCCCUCCUUGCCACCCCCACACCUGCUGCCAGCUGCUGUGCCAGGGCUGCCUCUGCUGCUGCCCCUCAGCUGGCCUCACCUGGUGGCCUCUACCCAGGACCUCGGAGGUCACAGCCAGAGAACUUCCAGAGUCAGAGCUGAGGCCCAUGGCACAGCUUUUGCCCCUAGAGGGUCCCAAAGAGGAGGAAGUAGCAGUGCCUGCUCCCGUGGCUCUUUCUUUCUCCUCCUCCUCCUCGUCCACCUCCUCCUCCUCCUCUGAAGAAGAAGAUUUGGAGAAUGAUCUGGAGAUGGGCCUUCCCCAGAGACUGAUGGUGAACAGCGCAGUCAACACAGACCCCAUCCUUCUAGAGAAGUCUCCAAGGCAGAGUGGCCUCUGCCGGCCUGAGUGGAGGUAUUGGAGGAGAAACGGGCCUGAGCCGCACCCUGGGAAGCCAGGAACAAGACAUUGCAACAUCCGGAAAGAAGAGAAAGACAACAGACAGGAGAGAGUACAAACUAUGGGAGUGGGGACUCCCAAGGAGCUGGCCAUGAAAGCCACAAACAUGAAGCUACCACAGACCCUGCCAGAGGAAGCUGAACACAGAAGAUUGAGUCAGGGUAUUGUGACACAUCAGAGAGCCAAGAAUUCCCCUUGA